AUUUUGUAGAAUGGUCUUUUUCCUGGCAAUGCCAAAGAAGUCAAGAUCUAUUCAGAACAAAUCAGUAUGGUUUUUGAGGUAUUGAGUGUGAAUAGGUUUUAAAAUGGUUUUCAAAUUAUUGGCUUACAUCUACAUACUUUCAUUUGUGACAGACAAUGCUUUUGCGCAAUUGACUUUGGGCAACAAGGGGCAAACCAAAGUCACUGCAGCCACAAGAGGACAAAACCCAAAAUGUGCAGCAAAUUCAGGACUGACUUUUUGUGAAAAUAUCAACGACUACCCUUACGAAUUGGUGUUAAACGCCAUCAGAAAAUCUAACAUUGAUGUCAGAAGACUGCUUGUCGAUGAGUCGAAAGAUGAAGGACCAAAUCUGAGUUUCGUAAACUCAGCACGAGAUUACCGACAAUUACCAGCUCCAAGACUGUUGGAUUCUGAUAAACGCAUCACAGAUGCUUUUUUCAACCAACUGUCGAUUUACUAGAUGCCAUACGUAACUGAUUGAGUGCCAGACAGUGUUAGUGAUUUAUUUAUAUUUAUUUCGAUUAAAUUUAAUUCCAGUUUGGCGGCCUUAACAGUUAUGCAAUCGUUAAAAAAUAACGAUCGUCUUCUUCUUGAUUUUAAGCGAAUCGUCUGUUCAAUUAUCGUUCGCUUGCGUGAGGCUGUCGCUCCAUCGUUUGCUGCUGAAAAUAUCGUCGAUUAUUGGAAUAGGGUAAUAAUAAUCUUGAAUGUAUUUGUUCAUGGUGAUGUUAUAAGCGGCACACAAUCUGAGUCUGCCAUCCUUCCGCAUGAUUGGAACUACUGGAAUGGACCACUUUUUCUGUGACACCCAGGAUUUCCAACCGAUCAAGUUCUUCUUCCACUUUAGCUAGCAAUGCGUAAGGUACUGUACGUGGUUUGAUAAAAAUCGGCUGUGUAUCCGGAUCUUUUAAUAUAAGGCUAUACGUAUAAUUCGGAAUUUCGCACAGGGUUUCCGUUAGUACGUCAUCGUAUUCCUGCAGCAAUACUUGUAAUCGUGAAUCGUCGACACAAUUCACUGCGUGAUGAUUGCGUAUUUUGUUUACUUCAGACCAAUCCAAUCGUAUUUUUCUCAACCACCACUAAAAACAGCUUCGACAUUCGUGUAUGUACGUAAUUUUACGCAUGUAGGAUUCAUAGGACAUUCACUAUCACUAUCACCAAAGCAUGCAAAGAAGUUCCUGCUAUUGCUUUGCUGCAUUUCUUAAGCUGAGCCGGUUAAAAACUUAAUUAAUCAGAUAUUUAGCAUUAGCAGAUUUUACUCUAUCUCUACCGCCUAAGCUUCAUGCCAAGGCCCCAAAAACUGUCAAAAUAAUUAAAACUACUUCUCCACUUUUCAUUCGGGGUUUGUCACCGAUCUGUUGCUUUCCUGGCAAAGCGAUGGAUCAGGACUUUAUGUAUAAAACACUGUCGAUUGCCAUUAAAUAAUAACGUAAUACAGUAGUAUUACCUUGAAUAACGGUUUGUACACCAAAUAAGACCACCAAACUGUUCAACAAGUUCGGAAUACAGUUUAAGGAAUAUAGCCCACAAUUGUAACAUUAGUGAUAGCCUUAUUAAAUAAUAUUAUGUUGUACUGUUGACAACAAAAUAAAACCCGCUUUAUUAAUUUUAA
Molecule: messenger RNA, 1630 nt
Organism: Dendroctonus ponderosae (mountain pine beetle)
Lineage: Eukaryota; Metazoa; Arthropoda; Insecta; Coleoptera; Curculionidae
Exons: 4
Coding region: 104-481 (125 amino acids)
Source: RefSeq, a predicted model, not a curated record